Malus domestica (apple) is the source of this 1124-nucleotide messenger RNA. NCBI's taxonomy places the organism in Eukaryota, Viridiplantae, Streptophyta, Magnoliopsida, Rosales, Rosaceae. The record is from RefSeq and is a predicted model, not a curated record.
GCUGCUGGGUUUCCUUCUUCUUCCUUCUCCCCCAAAGCUUCUUGAACUCGUAACCUCCAUUACUGCCCUGCAAACAACGAACCCUCCUUGAAUUCUGUAGAAAAAGCCAUGGAUGCUCUGUAAUUUUCCUAUCUAAUCAGCAUCAGCUUUGUUCUUUGAACUGUUGCUGCACAGGAAAGUGAUACGAGCCAGCAGGUAUGAAUUGGGUGAGGCAGAGAGUUCUGGUUUCAAUUGGGAGGCAGAGGCAGCUGCAUACUUUCGAUGCGCCGAGCGAAAGCUUGAAGACGAAAUUUGCUGAGUUGGGGAAAAUGAGGAGGAGAAGAAGCUCAAAGAAAGAUAAGCAAUCGGUUUUCGUCGAGGUUCCAGAGUCGAUGACCUACCUCGACACAGCCACCAUGCCCCAGAUUCUCACCGCCGUUGGCAUUGCCCUCUUCGCCAAGCUCCUCAUGAUGUACGACGACUCAAGGUCACAAGAAUUGAUUGAACGCAAAAUAAAGAAUGCUCCUGCUGGGCAAGGCACUGUUAGGAUGCUCUCCCGAGAGGAAUGGGAAGAAAUUCGCGAAGUAAGACCAAGGACUCCGUUUGAAUCCAAGCUUGCUCGUCCAAAUGCACACUUAAGAACUGGAGAACCAUUACGCAUGGAGGAUUUAAAGGAUUGGACGAUUGAUGUGCUCACAGAUGCAUUUGCUCGGGUUGAAGAAAGUGUUAGACACACUUCCAAGUGACUUUUCCCGUCUUUUGAGCAUGUCACAUGUGAAUAUCAGGUUUUUUCAACAUUUUGAUUCUCUAUACGAUAUCAAUCAUACACAAAGAUUAGCAUCUCUGAGGAGCUUCUGAAAGAACAUCGUGCAAUCUUGUGGAUUUGGUUUCUGGUAUAAUUUUGUCCUGCUUUAAUGUAGAAAAUAUACUUCCAAAAGCCAUCACAAAGCAAUGGUGGCAAAGGCAUAUGGUAAAGCAUGCGCUCAGCUUGCACACUCCCAUGUGAUGGUAGGCAGAGCUUGCAGAGCCAAAUGUGUACGAUUUUGUUCAAUUUGUUGGACCUAUUUGCUGAAUUAUGUUUGCUUUCCAAAGGCAAACUUUGAUAUCUUGGGCUGCAACUGAUAAAGUAUUAUCUUAUUCUCCAA